UGCUUGAAGCAAGUCAAAAAGAAGCGCACAUUUUCAGAUCGGUCGGAUUUUUAGUUUAGUCCACUCUAACUGGGCAUACAAAAUAAGAAAAAAUAUAUUUACAAAGUUAGCUCAAGUCGCGACUGUUUUUCUUUUAUCGCGUCUUUCUUUGUUCAACAGCUUAGGAAUGAGUGGGAAACCAUCUCUGGUCCACUGGUUUCGUAAAGGACUAAGAGUUCACGAUAACCCUGCCCUCACUGACGUAUUUGAACAGGCACGGGCGUAUCCCAGCAGUUAUAGCAUCAGGCCAAUAUAUAUAUUGGACUCUACGGUUACAGAAUGGACAAAGAUUGGCGCAAAUCGUUGGCGUUUCUUACAAGAAUCAUUAGAAGAUUUGCAUAGUCAAUUAGAGGCUUUAGGUAGUCGUUUAUAUGUGAUCCGUGGGUCGCCAAGCACUGUGUUUGCACGCUUGUUCAAGGAAUGGCAUGUAGAGGUUUUGACAUUCGAAGAAGAUAUCGAACCAUAUGCUCUUAAAUAUGGCGCGGCCGUAAAAGAAAUGGCAAAAGCGAGUAAUGUGACGGUGAAAACACACUAUUCACAUACUAUUUAUGAUCCUCAUUCAAUUAUGCGGAUUAAUGAGGAUAAGGCUCCUUUGACUUAUCAAAAAUUUAUGGAGCUUGUGAAAACAUUAGAGCAAUCGAAACCUUUGGAAAAACCUAAAAGUUUAAGAAAUUUAAAUAAACCUGAAAAAGAUUUUCAUGAAAAAGAAGAUAUAAAAUGUUACGACAUUCCUUUGUUAGAUGAAUUAGUGAAGACCAAAGAAGAGUUAGGUGUUAACAAAUUUAAAGGCGGUGAAACAGAGGCUCUGAAACGUUUGAAUGAAGUACUCGCUGACGAAAAGUGGAUAAUUGAAUUUGAAAAACCUAAUACUAAGCCGAAUUCUUUGGAACCGAGUACGACUGCCCUUAGCCCUUACUUGAGUUUUGGUUGCUUAAGCUCGCGAUAUUUUUGCCAACGUCUUACAGAUAUCUUAAAACGUUGUCCUAAUCAUACGAAACCUCCGGCCUCUCUAAUGGGACAAUUGAUGUGGCGUGAAUUUUUUUACACUGCCGCUACAUAUGAGCCAAAUUUUGAUCGUAUGAUGGGCAAUUCUUUUUGUUUGCAAAUCCCGUGGCUUUCAAAUGCGGCUCAUCUUGACGCGUGGACUUUCGGUCGUACAGGUUAUCCAUUCAUUGAUGCAUGCAUGCGUCAAUUGCGUCACGAAGGUUGGAUUCAUCAUUUAGCGCGUCAUGCUGUCGCUUGUUUUUUAACACGUGGUGAUCUUUGGAUUUCAUGGGAGGAAGGAGAGAAGGUCUUUGAAGAACUUUUAUUAGAUCAAGAUUGGGCUUUAAACGCUGGUAAUUGGAUGUGGCUGUCGGCGUCAGCGUUCUUUUAUAAGUACUUUCAUGUCUACAGUCCUGUAGCUUUUGGAAAGAAAACUGAUCGCUCUGGUAGCUAUAUAAGAAAAUAUGUGCCUGAAUUAGCCCAAUAUCCUGGCGACAAAAUUUAUGAACCAUGGAAGGUCUCUUUAGCGGAUCAACGUGAAUAUGGCUGCGUAUUAGGUUCCGAUUAUCCUCAUCGUAUAGUAAAUCAUGAGGUAGAACAUAAAGAGAAUAUAAAACGCAUGUCGGCCGCUUAUAAAGUAAAUCGCGAAGUUCGAACCGGAAAAUCUGAAGAAGACAACGCGGAUGAAGCAAGAAAAAGGAAAAACAAGACGAGUUCAAAACAGUCAGCGAAAAUGAAGAAAGUUUAAAAGUGCACUUAAGUAGCUUUAGUAAGCGUAUGAAUUUGUUAUCUUUUUAUAAUAUUUUGUUAAAAAUAAAAUUUCCAAUUCCAAGUAGUCCAUUUGUCAGUUUACAUGUUUGGAAGUAGGCCGGAAGAAUUUGAUAACUGCAAAUG
Glossina fuscipes is the source of this 1917-nucleotide messenger RNA. RefSeq names its product cryptochrome-2-like. NCBI's taxonomy places the organism in Eukaryota, Metazoa, Arthropoda, Insecta, Diptera, Glossinidae. Gene Ontology annotation, biological process: circadian regulation of gene expression; entrainment of circadian clock by photoperiod. The transcript is spliced from 2 exons. Bases 167 to 1771 code for a protein of 534 amino acids. Gene Ontology annotation, molecular function: FAD binding; DNA binding. Gene Ontology annotation, cellular component: nucleus; cytoplasm. The record is from RefSeq and is a predicted model, not a curated record.